Ipomoea nil (Japanese morning glory) is the source of this 1145-nucleotide messenger RNA. Its product is annotated as succinate dehydrogenase [ubiquinone] iron-sulfur subunit 2, mitochondrial-like. The transcript is spliced from 2 exons. The record is from RefSeq and is a predicted model, not a curated record. Gene Ontology annotation, cellular component: mitochondrion. Gene Ontology annotation, molecular function: 2 iron, 2 sulfur cluster binding; electron transfer activity. Bases 70 to 900 code for a protein of 276 amino acids. Lineage: Eukaryota; Viridiplantae; Streptophyta; Magnoliopsida; Solanales; Convolvulaceae. Gene Ontology annotation, biological process: respiratory electron transport chain; tricarboxylic acid cycle; aerobic respiration.
UUCGAUUAAAGCGAAUUUAUUUUCCAGUUUUCUCUUUUCUCCGAUCAUUUGGUUAUUGGUUUUCCGGCCAUGGCGUCCAGUUUGGUCCGACGAGCGAUAACUAAGGUGUCAUCCUCCCCGGCGGCGAAGAUGACUUUGGCGAGAGCCCACGCUUCGGAGGCGAAUGCCCCGCAGGCGACGGCGAGCGCGAAAAUCAAGAAGUUCCAAAUUUACCGGUGGAGCCCCGAGAACCCACAGAAGCCGGAGCUGCAGGAGUACGAGAUUGAUCUGAAGGAGUGUGGGCCGAUGGUGCUGGACGCUCUGAUCAAGAUAAAGAACGAGAUCGACCCGACGCUGACUUUCCGGCGGUCGUGCCGGGAGGGCAUCUGCGGGUCGUGCGCGAUGAACAUCGACGGCAAGAAUGGGCUGGCCUGCCUGACGAAGAUCUCGUCGGGGCCGGACUCGAUGGUAACGCCGCUCCCACACAUGUUCGUGAUCAAGGAUCUGGUGGUGGACAUGACCAACUUCUACAACCAGUACAAGUCCAUAGAGCCAUGGCUGAAGCGAAAGAACCCGCCGCCGAUCCCCGGCAAGGAGGUCCUCCAGAGCAAAGCCGAUAGAUCUAAGCUCGACGGCAUGUACGAGUGCAUUCUCUGCGCCUGUUGUAGCACAUCCUGCCCUAGUUACUGGUGGAACCCUGAGUCUUAUCUUGGCCCCGCCGCUCUCCUCCAUGCCAACCGAUGGAUAAUGGACAGCCGUGAUGAAUACACCAAGGAGCGUCUGGAGGCAGUUGAUCACGAGUUCAAACUUUAUCGCUGCCAUACAAUCUUGAACUGCGCCAAAGCUUGCCCAAAGGGAUUGAAUCCCGGGAAGCAAAUCCAGAACAUCAAGGCACUAGAGGUUAACAGGCGGUUCGUAUGAGUGUGCGAUGAUGUUUACCAUUCGAAGGAGGUUCCAUUGGAUAGAAAUAAUGUGUGCUUGCCAUUUUAAUGUGCAAAUUUUCCGUACAAACAAUGUACUUGACCUUUAGAUCAAAGGUCCUUGGUUUUUCAAUUUUCCUCAAUUCACUUUUGUAGGUUGUCUUCUUCCUUGUAAACUGUUUUAUUAGUUCAUUAUCCUCCUUAAUACAAGCUGAUUUGCAUUCUGCAGAGAUUCAUUUUUGUAUA